UCUGGGUUUCCAUUUUUAGUAUCAAAUUAACAUUGUGAGUAGUGAUCAUUGGAAUUAAGAUUGAGUUGGAGAUGGGGUUAAAGGGUAAGUUGAUAGCGGCAAUAGAAUUCAAGGUCGGCGGAGAUUUGUUCCAUGAUCAUUUCAGGUACACACCACACAAAGUUUCCACAGCUAGCCCGCAGAAACUGCAAGGAUGUGAUUUGCUUGAGGGUGAAUUUGGUCACGUUGGCUCCGUUUUGUGUUGGAGGUACACCCACGAAGGAAAAGAGAAGAAACUAAAAGACGUCAUUAGGAAAAUCGAUGAAGAGAAGAAGCUGGUUGAGUACGAGGUGUUAGAAGGGGACUUGAUGGAGCUAUACAAAGCACUCACAAUCACAAUCCACGUGGAGACGAAGGACGACAUUGAUUUGGCCACGUGGACUCUGGAGUAUGAGAUGCUGCAUGAAGAAGAUGUGGAACAUCCCAUUUCUUUCCUCUCCUUCCUCUUGGACCUCACCAAAGACAUGGAGACUCACCACAAACUCAACCCUUGAUCUUCCAUCAACUUCAUCGGCCAAUAUAAUGUUUCAGGACAUCUUUUAAAAUCAUUCUAAUAAACAGAAAAUUGUCGGUUUGUAACCAGAUUUUGUCACAGGCUUGUUAUAAGUCUGUACAAAACACUUUACAAAUGGAUACUGUAGUUUUUGUUACAUUCGAGUAACGUUUGUUGUUGGAGUUCGGCUUUUGAUAAGAUUUAGGUCAGAAGCUAAGGGUGUGUAUGGCCAUGUUUAUUUCGUGGUCGGGAUCCGGAAUAAUGUAUGGAGUCAUAAUAUUGGUUUGAUGCUUUUAAUUUCUAUCGGAAUAAGGGUUGUUGUAUUAAGAAAGUGGAAAUGUGUGGUUGUGGUUGUGUAAGAAAAAUGUGAAAUGAAUGUGAACCACACAAAAUAUCCAAAAAUGUUACGUAAGUGGUAAGAAUUUUUUGGGACGGUC
Molecule: messenger RNA, 969 nt
Organism: Cuscuta europaea
Lineage: Eukaryota; Viridiplantae; Streptophyta; Magnoliopsida; Solanales; Convolvulaceae
Source: the annotation of a GenBank genome assembly